Messenger RNA from Lactuca sativa (garden lettuce), 741 nucleotides. Its product is annotated as cytochrome P450 76T24-like. NCBI's taxonomy places the organism in Eukaryota, Viridiplantae, Streptophyta, Magnoliopsida, Asterales, Asteraceae. The record is from RefSeq and is a predicted model, not a curated record. Gene Ontology annotation, molecular function: iron ion binding; oxidoreductase activity, acting on paired donors, with incorporation or reduction of molecular oxygen; monooxygenase activity.
AUGAAGGGAGACUCAGCUGAUAUGUCAACAGGUGAGGAAAAAUCUUCCACAGAAAAGGAAAUGUUAGAAUUUGGGAGGCAAAACUCCAUUGAAGGUCAAUAUCUGGACAAACAUAAUACCCUUGACCACCAGAUUACCCGGCUUAGAGAAAUGGUUGCAAGAGAUGAGUUCAGAAGAAGAAGAAACAAGCUAAUUCGAAACCCAGAGAAAAUGAAAAAAGCGAGGUUGGAGGUCGAUAAACUCAUGCAAAACAACAACAAUGGAAGCAUACAAGAAUCUAAUAUCUCUCAACUCACGUACCUACAAGCUGUGAUUAAAGAAACUAUGAGACUUCAUCCUCCUGCCCCUUUUCUUAUCCCUCGCCAAGCCAUGCAUGACGUUGCUAUUCAUGGUUUUGUUGUGCCUAAAAAUGCACAAAUUUUGUGUAACGUUUGGGCUAUGGGUCGAGACCCAAACAUAUGGUCAGACCCAGAAAUGUUCAUGCCUGAGAGAUUUUUGGACGUGAAGAUUGACUAUAAAGGCCAAAAUUUUGAGCUUAUUCCAUUUGGUGCAGGAAGGAGGAUGUGUCCAGGGUUGAAUCUGGCUAAUAGAAUGCUACACAUAAUAUUAGCAUCUUUAAUUCAUAAGUUUGAUUGGAAGGUUGUGGGAAAUACGAGACCUGAAGAUAUUGAUAUGGAAGAAAAAUACGGGAUCACAUUGCAAAAGGCUGAACCACUCAUGGUCAUCCCUAUGAAACUGUGA